CUUCAAUGGAGGCCGAUGUUUUUAAGUGCGGUUUCGAUAUCAUUGAAGAUGAAGAACUUGAUGGGAAUGCACAGAGAAUAUCAAGAAUAUCACUUCCAAGUUCCGAAUUCCCACCAUAUCACCAUUACGUGCCGCGCAAUCCUCUUGCUACAUGGAAGGAACUCCCGCGAAAGGGCAACUACAUCAACCCGCCUCGCCGGCGAAGACCUCGGAUGAAACACAAGAAGAAGAGAAACCGGAAGCUGAGGCUCGCCGACUCAAAUCCCUAGCAGAGCAAAAGCUCAAGUUUUCUUCCCUCAAAUCUGCUCUCAAGUAUGCAAGACGAGCUCAACAUUUAUGGCCUGAACUCGACGGCAUCUCAGCCAUGGUCAUGGCCCUCAAGAUCCUCCGCACUUUCCCCACUGACCACUAUCAGAUUCUUCGCGUAGAACCUUUUUCCCAUAUAAACGCCAUUAAGAAGCAGUACAAAGCCCUCGCCCUCGUUCUCCACCCAGACAAGGUUAGAUCCCUUGCUCCUGCAGCUGAAGACGCCUUCAAGCGCGUCGCCGACUCCUUUCGCUUUCUCUCCGAUCGCGCCCGCAAGAGGGAUUACGACACCAGCCUCCGCCUCGCACUUGCUGAUUCUAGUAGUCACCGGCCAGUGGAGACGUUCUGGACCGCGUGCUUGACCUGCCGCCUCUUGCAUGAGUUCAAUCGCCGGCACAUUGGGUACCGCCUGGUUUGCCCUAACUGUCGCAAGAGCUUUCUUGCUGUGGAGGUGCCAUCGGAUGUUAGUGGUGUGGACAAGGAAGAAGUGGAAGCCAUGGUUAGGCCUAGAGUUACAGCUGCUCGGUCCAGGACGAAGCCAAGGCCUAGGGUCCCGACUGGGUGGGAGACCCCUGAUAGAAAGAUAAAGCCGGUUGUUUCUUCCUUCCCUUGUUUAAAGAGUUGUGAUCAGAAUAAGGAGAAAACAUUGGCGGAGAUGCAACUGGAACUUAUAAAGGCUAAGGAUAAAGGAAAAACGAAGGUGGAGGAGGACACGAGCCUCAUGGCCGUGGAGGAUUCCGACUUCUAUGAUUUUGACAAUGACAGGACUGAGAAGUGUUUCGCCAAGGGUCAAAUUUGGGCAAUCUAUGAUGAUGAUGAUGGGAUGCCAAGGCAUUAUGGACUUAUUGAUGAGGUUGUUUCUUCCAGCCCAUUUAGAGUAAAAAUGUGCUGGUUAGAUAUACAGGUUGAUGGAGAUGAGUCGCUGUUGCUUUGGGAGAAAUCUGGACGUCACAUUUCUUUCGGGAGGUUUAAGAUUGGAAGAAAAGUUGAAAUAGAUUCAGUGAAUUUGUUCUCACAUAUUUUGGAUUCUGAGAGGGCGGCGAAGGAGCUUUUUAGGAUUUAUCCAAAGAAAGGUUCAGUGUGGGCACUUUAUGGCGAGACAACUUCUGGGAGAGAGCGGAGGUCAUAUGAUAUUGCGUUAUUCCUUACUUCCUAUAGUGACUUGUUUGGAUUGAGCAUGGCAUACCUUGAGAAAGUUGAAGGUUACAAGACCAUAUUCAAGAGGAGGCAGAUCGGUUUCCAUGCGGUUAGAUGGCUUAAAAAGGAUGAUUUUAUGCUCUUCUCUCAUCAAAUUCCAGCGCAUAAACUCACAAAAACUGAUGGAGUGAAUUUCCCUGGAGAGUGCUGGGAACUUGAUCCAGCUUCACUUCCUGCUGAAGUUUAUUAUCAUUUUUCUUGCCUACCUAUUUGUGGUAGAAAAUGUUGUGGAACAUGA
Messenger RNA from Phalaenopsis equestris, 1741 nucleotides. RefSeq lists its product as uncharacterized. The record is from RefSeq and is a predicted model, not a curated record. Lineage: Eukaryota; Viridiplantae; Streptophyta; Magnoliopsida; Asparagales; Orchidaceae. The transcript has 2 exons. The coding region runs from base 152 to 1741 and encodes 529 amino acids.